Messenger RNA from Neltuma alba, 5835 nucleotides. RefSeq lists its product as uncharacterized. Gene Ontology annotation, molecular function: ADP binding. Lineage: Eukaryota; Viridiplantae; Streptophyta; Magnoliopsida; Fabales; Fabaceae. The coding region runs from base 1 to 5835 and encodes 1944 amino acids. The record is from RefSeq and is a predicted model, not a curated record. The transcript has 11 exons.
AUGGGGGGUAUCCUUGCUAAACUUGUAGAGGAUGAAGCCCAAAGUUUAGUGAACUUGGUGAAAAAUGAAGCUCAAUAUUUAUGUUGCUUCAAUAGUUAUGUUCAAGAAUAUGAGCAGGCAAAGGAAAGAUUGAAUGCAAAACUUGAAGAUGUAAGGAGAAUAAUUGAUCAAGCUAGUGGUGUUUCUCUUAUCACAUCUGUAGCCCUACAAUGGACACGUAAAGCUGAAGAACUCAUUGAUGUUGACACUAAGAAAGAGAAAUGUGACUUGUGUCGUAAUUGCUGGCAUCAAUAUCAGAAAGGCAAAGACUUGGCGAAGCGGACUCUAGAUAUUGACAAACUUCUAGAGGGAUGUAACUUUGACAUAGUAGCAAGUCCAAUUGAUCUUCCAGGUAUAAAGUACCAUUGCCUACCAAAUUUCAUGCAUUUUGAGAGUAGAAAGUCAACAUUUGAAGAACUUAAAAAGGCACUAGAAGAUGAAGAAAACAAUAUGAUUGGAUUGCAAGGCUUAGGGGGAACAGGCAAAACCUCAAUGGCAACAGAAGUAGGUGCUAAAUUAGAAGGAUCCAUAUUUGAAAAAGUCAUCUUUCUUGUUGUCUCUAAGCUUCCAGAUUUCAAAAAGUUGCAAGGUGAAAUUGCUAGGAAUUUGGGUUUGGAAUUCAAGGAUGAAGCGGAAGAAGUACUCCAUCACAAAAUAUUGACCAAAAUCAAAGCAUCAAAAGAAAAACUUCUUAUAGUACUAGAUGAUGUGUGGAUGGAGUUUGAUCCCACAAAGGAAUUGGGGAUUCCUCCUCAUCACCUGCACAAGGGUUGUACUAUAUUGAUAACGACCCGGAGCAAAGAGAUUUGUGCAAAAAUGGGAUGCCAAAGACAAGUUUGUCUAGAUAAAUUGACCCCCAAGGAAGCAUUGCCACUUUUCCUCAAGAAUACUAAUAGUUCCUCUAAUUUGCAGAGUUUAGCACAAAAAAUUGUGGAACAUUGCCGCGGAGUACCGGUUGUAAUUGUAGCUGUAGCAAGAUCAUUAAAAGAUCAACCUUCUAUAGUUUGGAAGGAAGCCUUGAGGAACUUGCAAAGUGGUGAGUCAAUAUUUAAUGUUUGUGAAGAAGAUUUGAAGAAGGUCUAUGAAGGUUUGAAGCUGAGCUAUGAUAAUUUGAAAAAUGAAAAAGCCAGAAAGCUCCUAUUGAUAUCUUCUCUAUUCCCUGAAGAUUCUAAUAUUCCUAUGGAUUUUUUAAUUAGAAUUGGUGUAGGAAUGGGCCCUUUUGGUGAGGAAGUUGAUGACUACAGCAAAAGAAGAAGAAAAGCACUUGAUGCUAUAGUGGAACUCCUAGGUUCUUCUUUAUUGUUGAAUGCGAAGAGGGAACGUGUAAAGAUGCAUGAUUUGGUUCAUGAAGUAGCCAUAUUGAUAGGAGAAAAGGAUAUUCAAUUUGUUAUUGAAUCUAAACAGCCUAAGAAGGGCUUGCAAUGUUUAUUUUGGGAAGGCAAUUGCUUUCCAAGACACUUUGAUGGUAGAAACCUUGAGGUUUUACUUUGGGUUCUAGAUAACUCAGAGGAUUUGGAAGUCCCUGAUACAUUCUUUACAGUGAUGAAAAAUCUCAAAGUUUGGUUUCUACGGAGUGAAGCUCUCUAUCGAACUUCAGCCCCAUCACUAUUUUUGUCAAUUCAGUCAUUACAAAAUAUUCGAACUCUCAGGAUAAAAAAUUUUGAAUUAUGCAAUAGCAUCUCUAUGUUGGGAAGGUUACCAAAUCUUGAGAGUCUAUGGUUUGAUGAUUGUUCAAUUAUUAAAUCACCUGGGGAAAAUUUUGAGUUAGAGAAGUUGAGAUUCUUAAGGAUAGAAAAUUGUGAAAUCAAUAUGAGCAAUCCUUUUGAACUGGUUGAAGCAUGCCCAAAGCUAGAGGAGUUGACUUUUUUGAGUAAUAAGUAUGAUGAGAAGGAAAUAGAAAAUACAAUUUCUCAUAAAGCAUCUUUUCAUAUGUUACCGAAGUUACAGAUAUAUCAAAUAUCUUGUGAUCGUCAGGGUGAAUUUUUAGAUUAUUUUGAGCGAUGUCGUUCCCUGUCAAGAUGCUUUAAGCCAAAGAAUUUAAGGCACGUCAUCUCUGAGGCAACAUUUUGGCAACUUGCUGAAACAGCUGAGCUUCUCAUAUUAGAGGGUCAUAGAGAAACAAAGCAGAAAAAUCUUAUCCCUGAUAUUGUUCUAGUAGACAACAAAGGCAUGACUGACUUGAUCAUUCUUAAAUUGGAUUCUUGGCCUGAAAUGCAAUGUCUCAUUGAUGCUGUGAACAAUCGCUUUGACGUGAAGAAUGCUUUUUCCAAUUUAGUUGGACUAUAUCUUUCUAAAAUGGGACUGAGCAAUAUAUUAUUUAGUGGCCACUAUAACCUGUGUCAUCUGAAGACCUUGAAACUGGACGAGUGUCCAAAGCUAACGUCAAUUUUCCUCCCAUCCACUGCUCAAAGUCUUUUGCAGUUAGAAGAGUUGAACAUUGACAGAUGUGAUGCAUUGAAAUGCAUUGUAGAAGAUAAGAGUUCAAGAGGGGAAAUAGCUUGUGAUGAUGGUGACAAUGAUCAAAAGAGCUAUGACACUUUGUUUCCAAAAUUUAAAAUUCUUGAAAUUGAUAGUUGUCACAAUUUAGAAAUAAUAUUGCCAAUCCUUCUUGGUGGAUGGCCUUUGGAAAGAAUAACCAUAUGGCGGUGCAAGAAGUUGAAAUAUAUAUUUGAUAAAUUCCAAGAGGUCAAUGUUAUGCUCCCCUCUCUGGAAAGAAUGACACUUGUUAGACUACCAAGUCUGGUUGGUGUUUUCAGGGAGUAUGAAAAAUCCAUCUCUUUGUCACCGCAACAGCCAGGACCGACACCUCCAAGCACCAAGACAUGCUCUUUCUCUUGGGCUCAAGUAUGUUGUUUUAAAUCAAAGGCCACACUUGAAGAGGCUGAUGGUGCUGUUUCUACAAGGACAUUGCUUGACGAAGAAAUCCCACAGGGAUUACUUGCAUCAAAGAAAUGGAUUGAUACUGCUCCUACACCUGGGAGACAACUAGCACUCCAUGUUGCUGGUCAUAUCAGGAAGAUGACACUUGCAUAUCUCUCUUCAAAUUCAGUAUCAACUUUGUUCACUUUAUCUAUGGCAUCAGCGAUAUCAUGGGAAGAAUUGACAAUCAGGGGUUAUUAUAGGCUGAAGCACUUGGUAACGAGCGAGGGGGAUGAUUAUAAAAAUGAAAUCAAUUGCAGUUCCAUUUUCCCAAAGUUACAGAAACUUGAAAUCUCAUCGUGCAAGGGCUUGGAAUUUUUAUUUCUGCCUGCAAUAUCUAUAGAAAUUAAGAAUUUAAAGUCCUUGACUAUUGAUGAUGCUCCUCAGCUAACAUAUGUUAUUGAGAAAUACCAGCAUCAGCAUCGUUUAUCCAAUCAAAAUCAGAAUGACGAGUGGCACUUCGAUCUCCCUGCUUUGGAGGUCCUCGAUUUACAGGAAGAAUUAGAUGCAUCCACCGAAGGAGUUCCUCCUUUCCUUGUAGCUCAAAGCCUUUUGGUGCAAUCAUCGAAGAAUUUAAGGAAAAUAAAACUUAAGGAAUGUGGGAACUUAAUAUCACUGUCAACUCUCUCCAUUGCGGCCUCAACAAUUUCGUUGGAAAGUUUGGGAAUCUGGGAAUGUCAUAAACUGAAGUGCAUCACAACACAUGAGGGAGAUGCUCAAGCUGAUAAUAAGAAUUAUUGUUCCAUUUUUCCAACACUAGAGAAACUGGAAAUCAAGGAUUGCAAGGAAUUGGAAUUUGUAUUUCAAUCAUCAAUAUCCGGCGGCCUUCAAAAAUUGAAGUCUUUGACUAUUUGGGAAGUUCCUGAACUAAAAUAUGUUGUUGGGAACUACCAGCAAGAUCAGCAAAAUGAAGAGCUGCAUUUCGAGCUCCUUGCUUUGGAGACCCUCUCCAUCAAAGAUGCGCCAAAGAUCAAAAGCAUUUGCGCCAAGAAUUAUAAGAUGGUGCUGUCAUCUCUUCAGAAUGUUGUGAUGGUGCAUUGCAGCAUUAAAUCUUUCGAUGAUUAUGACAUGGUGAAUUUGACGACUUCAGAGGAAUUAGAUGCAUCCACAGAAGGAGUUCCUCCUUUCCUUGUAGCUCAAAGCCUUUUGGUGCAAUCACUGAAGAAUUUAAGAGAAAUAAAACUUAAGGAAUGUGGGAACUUAAUAUCACUGUCAACUCUCUCCAUUGCGGCCUCAACAAUUUCGUUGGAAAGUUUGGGAAUCUGGGAAUGUCAUAAACUGAAGUGCAUCACAACACAUGAGGGAGAUGCUCAAGCUGAUAAUAAGAAUUAUUGUUCCAUUUUUCCAACACUAGAGAAACUGGAAAUCAAGGAUUGCAAGGAAUUGGAAUUUGUAUUUCAAUCAUCAAUAUCCGGCGGCCUUCAAAAAUUGAAGUCUUUGACUAUUUGGGAAGUUCCUGAACUAAAAUAUGUUGUUGGGAACUACCAGCAAGAUCAGCAAAAUGAAGAGCUGCAUUUCGAGCUCCCUGCUUUGGAGACCCUCUCCAUCAAAGAUGCGCCAAAGAUCAAAAGCAUUUGCGCCAAGAAUUAUGACAUGGCAGUGGAGAUGUGCGGUCAAACUCCAAAAACUCUAAUAGUUUGGAACUCCAAAAUAAAAGAAAUUGUUGAUUUGACACAUUUGAAGACAGAACAAAAUGGGGAUGGACUUGAACCAUUGACAUCAAGUUUCCAAAAGUUGAUGUUGCAAAAUCUAAGUGAGUUGGUGAAUAUAUGUGCGGGGCCUAAACAUAUCAUAUACUUCCAUAGUCUUCAGGAGCUAGCCAUUUGUAGAUGCAAAAAGCUUAGAGUUAUCUUCCCUCCAUGUAUGGUGAGAAGCCUACCAAUGUUGCAGAAGCUAGAUAUAUCAAAAUGUGAAGAAUUAGUAAGCAUUGUUGAAGAAGAUUAUGAAACAAAUGAUGAUGCUCAUUAUUUGUGCCAUGAACUAUGCUUUCCCAACUUAGAACAAGUCUCUGUGAAUGAUUGUGACAAAUUGAGGUACUUGUUCUCUAUCACUAUUUCUGGUAUCAUUCCAAAAUUAAGAUGUCUUCAGAUAGAAAAAGCCUAUGAGCUUGAGCAUGUACUAGUAAGGCAAGGUGAUAUGAAAGAGAUGGUCAUGAAGGAUGUGCUUCCACAGCUAACUCAUUUGAAACUGAUGGAUCUUCCCAACCUUGUUAGCAUCUGCCAUGGGAUAGAUUUUCAAAUUUUGAAAGUAGAUGAUGACACAAAAGUGUCUAAAUGUCCGAGCUUUUCUUUUUAUGAAAUUUCAACUAGCCAGCUUCAAGCAAACCUUGAAACAACACAUUCUCAAAUGGAAGAAAAAGUAGAGGAGAAGCUUUCUUCUCAUCUCAAUACCAAACAAUCUUUAAAUAUGGGAGAAGCAACACCACAAUCCCUCGUGAAGAAGGCGCCAAUUCAUGCAAGUCCCAACCUCACUGUUCUUCCUACAAGAGACAACACUCAUGCAAGUGCCGAAAUUUUUGAAGAGGGAGAGGGAGAGGAAGAUAACCCAGCUGUGCCACCUGAAACAAUUAUUUCAAACGAGCAAACUUCUAAGGCAAUCUUGCCAUUGAGUCCUAUGUCAACAAAAGCUUCAACAAGCCUCAAUCAAAGUCUUUCAACCGUUCUCCCCAAGCCUUCCAAUGGAAGAAAUCUUCAGAAUGACGUUGAAACCACUAACCAACAAACUUCUACAGUUACAGAUGAUGUUCAAGCUUCUCACAAAUCCCUUGGCCAUACUGCCGUCUCAAGUGGAAGUGGUAAUAUAAGAGUUGAUACAGAAACUACAACCACUCAAUUUUCUGAUGACUGUAAAAAUCAAGAUUAUUCUAAGGUGGCUUGA